AUGGCAUCGAGUGAGCUCCCGUGUUACACCCUUAUUCACGUGCCCAAUGAUGUCGAGUUGCCGAGCGAAGCACAGUUGAAGGAGAAAUUUGAAAAAGGCGACGAUAAAUCGAGAUGUGAUGCCUUGAAAAAGUUGAUCUACAUGAUUAACAGCGGAGAAAAGAUGAGCCCGGGAAUGUUGAUGUAUGUGAUUCGAUUCUGUUUGCCGUCAAACGAUCACACGCUGAAGAAAGUGUUGCUCCUGUUUUGGGAAAUUGUGCCAAAGACGAAUCCACAAGGAAAGUUACUUCACGAGAUGAUUUUGGUGUGUGAUGCUUAUCGAAAAGAUCUUCAGCAUCCAAAUGAGUUUGUUCGAGGAUCAACAUUGAGAUUUUUAUGCAAGCUGAAAGAGCCAGAGUUGUUGGAACCUUUGAUGCCCGCAAUUCGUUCUUGUCUCGAACAUCGUCACUCAUAUGUCCGACGCAAUGCUGUCUGUGCCAUAUUUACAAUCUACCGCAACUUCGAGUUUCUUAUUCCCGACGCGCCGGAGCUUGUUUCUAACUUCCUUGAAGGUGAACAAGAUGCCGCGUGCAAGCGUAAUGCUUUUAUGAUGCUUCUUCAUGUUGAUCAAGCUCGUGCUCUCGAUUUUCUUUCCGGGUGCAUCGAUCAAGUGACUCAAUUUGGGGAUAUUCUGCAAUUGAUCAUUGUCGAACUUAUCUACAAGGUCUGUCACACAAACCCAUCGGAGAGGGCUCGUUUUAUCAGAUGUGUCUACAAUCUUUUGCAAUCACAAUCACCCGCUGUUCGUUAUGAAGCUGCUGGCACCUUGAUCACUCUCUCUCCUGCCGCAGCCGCCAUCAAAGCUGCCGCCUCUGCCUACAUUGAAUUGAUUGUUAAAGAAAGCGAUAACAAUGUCAAGCUUAUCGUUCUCGAUCGUUUGAUGGAACUCCGUUCAAAUGCGGCCAGUGAGCGCGUGCUUCAAGAGCUUGUAAUGGACAUUCUUCGUGUGCUCUCUUCUCCAGGGUUUGAAGUUCGCAAAAAGACUUUGAGCUUGGCACUUGAUUUGGUCUCAAGUCGUAAUGUUGAAGACAUGGUCAUGUUCUUGAAAAAGGAAAUCAGCAAGACGUCGAAUGAAUCGGCUGAUGAUGCAGCUCGUUAUCGUCAAGAACUUGUGCGAACGCUUCACACAGCUACAAUCAAAUUUCCUGAUGUUGCGAGUCAAAUUGUUCCUGUUCUUAUGGAGUUCCUGUCGGAUGACAGUGAGUUGGCGGCCGUUUCCGUGGUUGAAUUUGUUCGCGAAGCUGUGCAUAAAUUGCCUCAUUUGAAACCAGUGAUCGUGCAAUCGCUUCAGGAAGGACUGCUUGCUAUUCGUAAGCCAAAAAUCUUCAUGUCAGCUUUAUGGAUUCUUGGCUCGUACUGUGAUACGACCGAAUCUAUUAAUGAGGUGAUGCAUUUGGUAAAACAGUCCGUUGGUGAGCUUCCAAUUGUCGAUUCGGAGCUGCGACUUCUUGAAGGUGGUGAUGAAUCAAAAACUGAAGAUGUAAAGGCAGCACAGAAGACUCAAAAACAACUUGUCACCGCUGAUGGAACUUACGCCGCCCAGUCUUCGCUUUCGCAAACGACUCGCACUGGGGAAGACAAUCGCCCACCAAUGAGACGUUUUUUGCUUGAUGGAGAAUUUUUCCUUGGCGCCACUCUUUCAACGAUUCUCAAUAAAUUGGCCGAGCGACAUGCCAAAAUCAACAGAGGUAAGCAAGCUCGUGUGAAUGCUUUCAAGGCAGAAAUCAUGUUCAUUCUCUCGUCAGUUGUGAAUCUUGGCAAAAGCGGUUUGUCUAAGAACAACAUCACCGAAGAUGAUCUUGAUCGAAUGAGCACCACCAUCAAAGUUCUCGCAGAAGGGUGCCCUGGAGCUGAAGAAAUUUUCCUUGAAAAAUGUCGUGAAAGUCUUGAGAUUAUGCUUGCUAAUAAACACGAGGAAAAGCAGGAGGAGCAAGAUAAGAAAAAGAAAAAUCAUGUUGAGGUCGAUAAGACAAUUGUCUUCACCCAACUCUCAGCUCGCGCCGAUCAAGUAGCCGGAGAUAAUCUUUUCGAUUUGUCCCUUUCACAGGCUCUUGGAACUGCUCCAAAAUCAUCAAAAUUCGACUUCUCUUCCUCGAAAUUGGGAAAAGUUAUCCAACUUGCUGGUUUCUCAGACCCAGUCUACGCUGAAGCUUAUGUCAAUGUUAAUCAGUACGAUAUCGUGCUUGAUGUGCUCAUCGUGAAUCAGACGGCUGACACUUUACAAAACGUUUCCUUGGAGUUAUCGACAAUGGGAGACUUGAAGCUGGUUGAAAAGCCAACUCCUUGCACUUUGGCCCCACAUGACUUCACCAAUAUUAAGGCAACCAUCAAAGUGGCUUCUGCUGAAAAUGGAGUGAUCUUCUCGGUGAUUUCGUACGAUGUUCGCGGUUCUCAAUCUGAUCGAAACUGCGUUUACCUUCAAGACAUCAAGAUUGAUAUUAUGGAUUACAUUGUGCCUGGAACAGUCACCGACACGGAAUUCCGUCAAAUGUGGAACGACUUUGAAUGGGAAAACAAGGUUACCGUCAAUACACCAAUCAAGAACUUGCGUGAAUUCCUUGGACACAUUUCAGCGAUCACAAACAUGCGUUGCUUGACAGGAGAUGCAGCUCUAGCUGGCGAAUGCGGCUUUUUGGCGGCCAACUUCUGUGCCCAUUCGAUAUUCGGAGAAGAUGCUCUCGCGAAUGUUUGCAUCGAGAAAGCAAACCCAAUUGAUGAGGAAAGUCCAAUUCUUGGGCAUAUUCGAAUCCGAGCCAAGAGCCAAGGAAUGGCAUUAACCCUUGGAGACAAGAUCAAUAUUGCCCAACGAGAGCGCAAGAAGGGAACCCGCCCCAUUGCUCUUGCUGCUGCU
This is a messenger RNA of Mesorhabditis belari, 2889 nucleotides long. The record is from the annotation of a GenBank genome assembly. Lineage: Eukaryota; Metazoa; Nematoda; Chromadorea; Rhabditida; Rhabditidae.